AUGGAUGCGGACAACAUUUGCUUCAACGAGGCGAAGGAGGCCACCGAUCAGAUGGUGCUACGUGAGUUACAAGAACACGUGGCUGUGGGAACCAAGCCCCAAGGACACUUUCUCGACAUCCUCCACGACGUACCCAAAGAGGACAUAGACACCGGCAUGUUGAAGGGCAUCUUCAAGGACAAAGCUUGGGGUGAUGUACCCUAUGCUCGCAAAAUAAACGGACAUCCCAACUUCGACUACGAAUCUCAGUUCUUCAUCCUUACUCAGAGUAAUGACAAGCUCACCAUCGUGAAGCAUUUCUUCUUAACCAAGGAUAUGGAAAAGCGCCUAUGCGAGCUCCGACGGGUAUUUGUGGAAAAAGAGAAGAAGAAGAUUGUCUUCGGAGAUGGCAAGAAUUGGAAAGAUGUUGAAGCAGACACCUGGGACAACAUUGGUACCUAUUUGCGCGUGAUCAUUGAUGAAGCGACCUUCGACAAGCGCGAUAUCUCUAACGAGCUGGACUUCAAGCUUCUCAUGAGGAAUAAGAACAUUAGCAUCAUGUGGGAGCAAGGGCUGGGUGUAUUCAAAGAGGACAUCCACAGAGCGAUCCGUCGUAUCGAGUGGAAACAAAUCGGCACCAAACUGUUGAAGGAGUCAUUCAUGAUCGAUGAUCGUGUCGUCCAUUGCCGCAUCCGCGUGAAAAAGAACGGGAAGUACACCUGGAUGCAGCCUAAGUACGUUUCCAUUGUGAAGCACACCCUGCCGAAGAGCAAGAAGAUUUUGUUUGUGAAAUCGGGCACUCAAGUGAUCGACAGAUGUUGGCGGGUUUUGAAAGACCGUAUCCAUAUCAACCAGCACAGCAAAGCUGGCUCGCAUUUGCUUCGGGCGAAGCUCCGAGCAGCGCAAUACGAAUAUUGGUACCGCAACACAGACUUGUGGAUCAAGUGCGGUGAACUGUGUGCCGAUCACAUGAAACAGCUCACGUAG
This is a messenger RNA of Symbiodinium necroappetens, 966 nucleotides long. Lineage: Eukaryota; Dinophyceae; Suessiales; Symbiodiniaceae. The record is from the annotation of a GenBank genome assembly.